Messenger RNA from Paramacrobiotus metropolitanus, 1426 nucleotides. Its product is annotated as procathepsin L-like. Bases 147 to 1205 code for a protein of 352 amino acids. Gene Ontology annotation, cellular component: lysosome. Lineage: Eukaryota; Metazoa; Tardigrada; Eutardigrada; Parachela; Macrobiotidae. The transcript has 5 exons. Gene Ontology annotation, molecular function: cysteine-type endopeptidase activity. The record is from RefSeq and is a predicted model, not a curated record.
AUCCGAAGGUGGGCUGUCUCCGCUGCCGGUUGUUCAGUUUUCCACUUCUGGUCCAUACAGGCAGAUUGUGCGUUCUCACCCAACGGUUUCGUUAAUUUAUUUGCAGACCAGCAGCGUACUAAACGCAAAAAAUCUCAAUUGUUAACAUGAACUCGAGAGUUGCUCUUACAUUGUUACUUGUGGCGGUGCACGCGUAUGCCCGUCAUCCCGUGGACAGUGAUUUAGAUAGCGAUUGGAAAGCGUGGAAAAUUCAACAUGGAAAAACAUACGCCGGCGAAGAGGAACACCAUCGACGUAUAACGUGGGAAAACAAUGUCAAACAAAUUACACAUCAUAACAUUCAGUACAGCUUGGGAAAAACCACCUACACUAUGGGGGUCAACCAGUUCACCGAUCUGACACUCGAUGAGUUCUCUCGACUAAGUCGGACAUUCACUGCCUCGCCGCGUACCGGUCUCCGCCACAAACAUCGCCGCCAUCAUCACAAACAGCAUUCCGAUGCCGCUUGCAAGCCAACAUUACUGGACGAAGUGAGCGUCCCGGACGCUGUCGACUGGCGAACGGAAGGCUACGUGACCGUGGUACGAAGCGAACAAGGCUGCAUCAGUUCCCAGUACUUCGCCAUUAACGGCGCCCUCGAAGGUCAAUGGUUCCGCAAAACCGGGCAGUUGAACGCACUGAGUGAACAGAAUCUCAAAGACUGUUGUGAAAAAGAUCCCACCAAAUGUUCCACCUAUGUUAACGGAACGUGCACUCUGGAUGAAACCUACCAGUACCUAAAAAUCAAUGGUGUUGAAACGCUCUCGGACUAUCCUGAUUCGGCACAGCCCGGCAAAUGCGCCUAUGAUCCCAAAAAGAGAGCGGCCACUCUUAGCGGUUACGACUUCAUCGACGCCACGGAAAAGCAACUGAAAGUAGCUGUGGCCAGCAUUGGUCCGAUUGCAUCGGCUAUGGAUUCUUCGCAGCCGUCAUUCAUGACGUAUGCCGGUGGAGUGUACAAUGAACCGAACUGCUCCAGCACGAAUCUUGAUCAUGCCGUGCUGAUUGUCGGCUACGGCACCGAUCCGACGGCAGGUGACUAUUGGAUCGUGAAGAAUUCCUUUGGUCCAGACUGGGGCCUGAAGGGCUAUAUUUUGAUGUCAAGGAACAAAAACAACCAAUGCGGAAUUGCUACCACUACGACGUAUCCGUAUUUUUCAUGUUAAAAUUAUUUUGUGAAUUUUGCAUCUGCCAGUUCUCAGAUAGUCGGGAAAACUACAUUAUUUGACAAAGCUAAUUGUGACUGUUCUAUGAACAGCUUUUCAUAGUUAUUUGUCAGGCUUUCGGCAGCCGACAGCUAGUGUGAUGUUAUUACUGUGAUUUUGAUUACAAUGCAAUCAGUUUGUUGUGUGCUGGAUGCUAAUCUACAAAAGAUUACUAACGGCAA